GGCUUACCCUAUAACAGUGGCAGGAGGAGGAGAGCAAAGCUAUUGAGCCAGCGAGGAGUGAAGCUGAGCCUGGCCUCACACGCUCCUAGAGGACCACCUCCUGAGACAGAGUUCUUUUUCCCCCUUCUUCUUCUUUCUCCAAGCUCCCCUCCUGCCCUCCCUCCCUGCCCAGUACCAUGCAUUCUUGAGUGGCAGCGUCUGGACUCCAGGCAGCCCCAGAGAACCGGAGCAAGCCAAAGAGAGAGGACUGGAGCCAAGACACUCUGGUGGGGGAGCUUGGAUGCCUGGCUUUCUUUGAGGACAUCUUUGGAACGAGGGUGGCUUUGGGGUGGGGGGUUGUGCUGCAGGCAAUCCAGCCCGGCCCCAAGAUGGACACUUCUGGGCACUUCCAUGACUCUGGGGUGGGGGACCUGGAUGAAGACCCCAAGUGCCCCUGUCCAUCCUCCGGGGAUGAGCAGCAGCAGCAGCAGCCGCCGCCACCACCGCCAGCACCACCAGCAGCCCCCCAGCAGCCCCCAGGACCCCCGUUGCAGCCUCAGCCUCCGCAGCUUCAGCAGCAGCAGCAGCAGCAGCCACCGCAUCCCCUAUCUCAGCUCACCCAACUCCAGAGCCAGCCCGUCCAUCCCGGCCUGCUACACUCCUCUCCCACUGCUUUCAGGGGCCCCCCUUCAUCCAACUCCACCGCCAUCCUCCACCCUUCCUCCAGGCAAGGCAGCCAGCUCAAUCUCAAUGACCACUUGCUUGGCCACUCUCCAAGUUCCACAGCCACAAGUGGGCCUGGUGGAGGCGGCAGGCAUCGGCAGGCCAGCCCCCUGGUGCACCGGCGGGACAGCAACCCCUUCACGGAGAUCGCCAUGAGUUCCUGCAAGUACAGCGGGGGGGUCAUGAAGCCCCUUAGCCGCCUCAGCGCCUCCCGGAGGAACCUCAUUGAGGCUGAGCCUGAGGGCCAACCCCUCCAGCUCUUCAGCCCCAGCAACCCCCCGGAGAUCAUCAUCUCCUCCCGGGAGGACAACCAUGCCCACCAGACCUUGCUCCAUCACCCCAAUGCCACCCAAAACCACCAGCAUGCCGGUACCACCGCCAGCAGCGCCACCUUCCCCAAAGCCAACAAGCGGAAAAACCAAAACAUUGGCUAUAAGCUGGGACACAGGAGGGCCCUGUUUGAAAAGAGGAAGCGACUGAGUGACUACGCUCUGAUUUUUGGGAUGUUUGGAAUUGUUGUUAUGGUGAUAGAGACCGAGCUCUCUUGGGGUUUGUACUCAAAGGAUUCCAUGUUUUCACUGGCCCUGAAAUGCCUUAUCAGUCUGUCUACCAUCAUCCUUUUGGGUUUGAUCAUCGCCUAUCACACACGUGAAGUCCAGCUCUUCGUGAUUGACAAUGGUGCAGACGACUGGCGGAUAGCCAUGACCUAUGAGCGCAUCCUCUACAUCAGCCUGGAGAUGCUGGUGUGCGCCAUCCACCCCAUUCCUGGCGAGUACAAGUUCUUCUGGACGGCACGCCUGGCCUUCUCCUACACGCCCUCGAGGGCAGAGGCCGACGUGGACAUCAUCCUGUCCAUCCCCAUGUUCCUGCGCCUGUACCUGAUCGCCCGCGUCAUGCUACUGCAUAGCAAGCUCUUCACCGAUGCCUCGUCCCGCAGCAUCGGGGCCCUCAACAAGAUCAACUUCAACACGCGCUUCGUCAUGAAGACCCUCAUGACCAUCUGCCCGGGCACUGUGCUGCUGGUGUUCAGCAUCUCACUGUGGAUCAUUGCUGCCUGGACCGUCCGUGUCUGUGAAAGGUACCAUGACCAGCAGGACGUAACUAGUAACUUUCUGGGUGCCAUGUGGCUCAUCUCUAUCACGUUCCUUUCCAUUGGUUAUGGGGACAUGGUGCCCCACACGUACUGUGGGAAGGGUGUCUGUCUUCUCACGGGCAUCAUGGGUGCCGGCUGCACUGCCCUGGUGGUGGCCGUGGUGGCCCGGAAGCUGGAACUCACCAAAGCGGAGAAGCACGUUCACAACUUCAUGAUGGACACUCAGCUCACCAAACGGAUCAAGAAUGCUGCAGCCAAUGUCCUUCGGGAAACGUGGCUAAUCUACAAACACACAAAGCUGCUAAAGAAGAUUGACCACGCCAAAGUCAGGAAGCACCAGAGGAAGUUCCUGCAGGCUAUCCACCAACUGAGGAGCGUCAAGAUGGAGCAGAGGAAGCUGAGUGACCAAGCCAACACCCUGGUGGACCUUUCCAAGAUGCAGAAUGUCAUGUAUGACUUGAUCACAGAGCUCAAUGACCGGAGCGAAGACCUGGAGAAACAGAUCGGCAGCCUGGAGUCGAAGCUGGAACACCUCACCGCCAGCUUCAAUUCCCUGCCCCUGCUCAUCGCCGACACCUUGCGCCAGCAGCAGCAGCAGCUCCUGUCUGCCCUCAUGGAGGCCCGGGGCGUCAGCGUGGCGGUGGGCACCACCCACACCCCACUCUCCGACAGCCCGAUCGGGGUCAGCUCCACCUCCUUCCCGACCCCAUACACGAGUUCAAGCAGUUGCUAAAUAAAACUCCCCACUCCAGAAGCAUUACCCAUAGGUCUUAAGAUGCAAAUCGACUCUCUCCUGGUCACUUUGCCAUCAAGGAACAUUUCAGACCAGGGAUCGUAAAGAAGAGACACCGAGCUAAUUAACUAACUCAUGUUCAUUCAGCGUGCUUGGUUUGAUAUGCCUUGAAACCAGAAAUCUAAUCUCUGUUUAGGUGCCUCUACUUGGGAGCAGGAAGAGGAGAUGACAGGAAGCGACGCCUCUGGCAGGGCCCUUGCUGCAGAGUUGGUGGAGAGCAGAAAUCCACGUCCAAUCUCAGGUCCUCACGUGGGGAGGGGUGGGGGGUCAGAUGCACCGAAGUAGCCAGCAGUGAAGCCAGCCUGGAGGUGGGUCCGCUGGGGGGAGGGUGUGGUAGCAGGCUUGGGAGAUGGGUUCCUCACCCCUGGGGCCCUCCAGCCCAUUGCUUUCCUUUCCUUUUGUCUAAGGAAGCCCCCAGAGGACAAAAGUAAGAGAGAGCUGUCCACAGCUUGCCAAAAUAGAUGUUCUUUCCUCCCAUCCCUUACACAGUCAUACAAUUUAGACUGAAAGAAAAAUUGAUGAAUAAAAAGCCAGACUCUCCAUUCAAUAUUAAUACUCAGAUAAACCCAUGUAUUUGCAAGCGUGUGCAUGCACACACACACAUCCCACAUUCAACCCAGGUCUUUUCUUGUUUGCACUUGACCCAAGUAAAGAGGGACCUGGUACCUUACUCUGCACACAGAAGGCACUCUCUAAAUGCACAUUGAGUUGGUCUGAAUCUGGAUGUGGGUGCUGUCAGUUCAGUGGGUUUGCCAGUGUUGCCACAUUCUGAGCCUCACUGAAGACGCAGAUCCCUUCAAAUACAAAACAGGGUACACCAUGCUUGCUCUGAGAUGAAUGACAAGCCAAAAUUGGCAUUCUGGAGAGAUAAGCAGCCUUCUAAAAAUAACAGCUUCUGCAGAGUUUUUUAUCUUGUAUCCAAACAAGCUGUGUUCCACAGGAGUGCAUGAUCAGGUGUAUGGAUAUGAGGGCAGGGGAAGAGGAUCUGUGCACACAUGCACACACGUGUGAAUAGGUGCAACCCCAGGACACCUUCGUGAAUAGAAGUAUUGUCUGGGGGUUUGUUCAGUGAUAUUUAUCCAGUAACAGUUUUCCAGCCCCAGAUGUUAAGAGCACACAUGUGUCAAGGGCCUCACAUGAGAGCUGGGAGGAGAAGUGAUGAGUGACCCAGGUGGUCCCUUCUAUGUGACCUAAAACCAUGUCAGAGUGCAAGGUUUUGAAGAUAAAGGGAACCCUUAGGGAACAUUGUGGGUAAGAUGAGGUGACACAGAUUUGUCAGUAGCCUCUUCCUAUUGUGCCACGUUUAUCUCGGUGCAAAAAUUAUUGUAAUACUUCUCCAACUUCAAGAGGCUUCAGAAACAUCCAGAUCCAGUGUAUGACAGGAAUUGUGAGGACAGGGCAUCUGGAUGCAAGAUAUUUUUCUCAUACCACCAUCUAACCAUACAUAAUGCUUGUGAUGUGAAAACCAUCCAACUGCUCAUCACAUUUCUCAUUCCAAGGUCUCUGCUUGUGGGGACUUAAAUGAUACUGUAGGGAAUGUUUCUCUGUUUAGGGUAAAAUGAAGGAUGUCAUCUGUGGUGCGGAUGAUUGUCCUGUGGGGUAUCACAGGACAUCAUCCCCUUUCUGAAAGCAGAGUCUAGCUGUGGAGACUUCUACAGCUCUGGGCCUGGUCUCCUAAGGACAAGGGAAUAAUCAGACAGCAAAAGGUAGACAACCCUAGGAAGGCCACUCUUUCAAGAAGAUCUGGUCUCUUGUUAAAUUUCUUCUUUUAUCUUUUCUUACUGCUAUUGCUCUUCCCUUGAUGGCCUCAUUUUUAUCUCAAUAACUCCUUUGAGCAUUUUCCUUGGUUGUUUUGUAUACCAUAGAUGCCACACUUACUGCUGAAUUUUUUUUACUUGUUAUUUUACCUACUGAUUAUCUAAAAGAUCCGUAUCUUUUUUUAUGUCCCAAGAAUGGUGCUCCUGUUUUCAGUGACAGCUGAAAGUAUAAACAGACAGAUAAGCAGAUGAAAUAACCAUAUGUUUUCUUUGUGGCAUUAGUUCAUUUCACAGUGUGAAAAGCACUGACAGGUCAACCUGAGCAUGCCAAUCUCAGUCAUCUAAACUGCAGCCCUCAAUUCUGAAUUCCUAGUCACUCUUCCCAUUCCCCAGGUAGCCCUAUGAUGUGCGUGUGUGUGCACACGUGCACAUGUGCAUAUGUAGGGAUUUCAUUUGUAUUUCAAACAAAUGGCAUGCAAGAUUCCACUGUUACUCCUCCUGCCAAAAAGGAUGUGCAGACUGUCACUGACCCAUUGUUGUCUAUGGGUGGCUCUUCUUUAACCCAUCACUAAUACUGUUCACUUGGGUAAAUCCUAAUGACCAAGCUAGCAACGCUAGCAAAGAGAGUGGCUGGAGACACUUUCAGUAACAGCAGUCACUGGUAUCCUAGAAACACACAGGCGUUUGUAGUGUGACUAGACCUAUUGGUAGUGCAAUAGCUAAGUAUGGUUUUUCUCCUUGGGAAAAGAGUAUUUACUCUUCAAAAAAAGAAAAUGAUUGAAUUCGCAUGUUGACCCUCCGGUGGUAAAUGGGACGCUGCUUCUCUGCGCUGUUUCAGCUUUAGGUGAGGAAGUUACCCAUUCUCCUGCAAGUACAAUCAACCUCUGAUGACUUAGGUAUUGAUUAUCCAGGAUGUCACCCACCCGUUUCCUUCCUACAGCCCUUCUUUUGGCUAAGUCCACUGUGCCUCAGCAUCACAGUCAAAUAGGAAAGGGGGCCGGGUGGGUUUUCGUGUUACACCUUCUUCUCCUGUAAUUUCAAGUUUGGUGGUAGAGGAGAUUUAACUAUCUACUCAAGGGUUGGCUAUAUGAAAAAAAAAAAAACAAUUAAUUAUGGUAAUCCCACUCCAGUACUGAACUGAUUGAGUUCUUCCCCCUCCUGGAAGUCAGACCCAGUGGCCAAGCCCCUCCUAUAAUCUUUCUGUUAACUCUGUGUCAGAUCAAAGUAUACUCUGAUAUUCCCUAAAAUAUCUAGACACUUGAAUUAAAAAUAUAGAGCCACCCCCUCAUUGCUUAAGCCAUAUUAUAGCUUCAUGUACUGUAAAGGCAGGGAUGUAUAUGAUUACUUAAGACCACUAAUCUCAGUGGGGUUUCAGGACAGAACAUCAGUUGGUAAGUUAUACCAGACUAGGGGCUCACCCCUCCUUAGAUUGAAGUCCAAAUAAAAAUCUGCAUCAUUGGAUCAAAGGCCACAUAUGUGUGAUCAUCAUCAAUAAAUGAUCAUAAAGUAUCUAUGAGCUGCUCUUGCCAUCCUCAUAAUAUGUAACUUCAUGACAUCAUAUCUCUAGAAAGGUAUAAUAGAAUGCAAAAGAGCAAGAGGGGUAAGGCCUUGAAUCACCACUAACUUCUGACCUCAGCAAGUACCAGUGGUGUAACAAUAAUCUUGUAAGUGAGAGGGUAUAGGAAAUGUAUUCACAAGUAAAUUCUAAAGUGUUGAGCAGGUGCAAACUGUUGUUGUAUAUUAAAGGCUGGGAAGAAACAAUAUUGAAGAAAUAAUGAUUUCAGUACAUUUAGGGCUUUCCCCUUUGAUAUUUUAUAAUUUCUUAUGAAAGAGAAUAAAUCUAGAGAUACAGAAUCAGAAUAAAUAAAAAUCUAACACUGGAUCCACAUCUUUGGCCAAUGAAUAUAACCACCUCAGACCUCAAUUUCUCUAUACUUAAAAUGAAGAUAACAGUUAAUAUUCUUAAGUGUGAAGUACUCAGUAGAUUUUAAAAUGGAAUCGCUAUUGUCAACAACACCAGCCCAAACCAACUCUGUCUAGUCCACACUUUGGUGUUGCCUCAGAGUGUACUCAGUAGUUACCAAAAAGUAAUUCUUACAUACUGACCUAUGUGAAAUUAGCAGGGAGAGAAGCGUGGGAUUAGCACAUAGUCCCAAGACCUCUCUCCUCCUUCAGAGUGUACCUCAUCAAACAGUGCACCCCAAGUUAAGAAUCAGUGUUUCGUUCCAGAACCCAUGAUGUUGCUACCGUCACAGUACCAGACUGAGACACUGUGGAGUCAUUGCACUACCAGUAGGCUACUGCUCUUUUAAAGUUACUGCUUUUAAAUCAUAAAAUAUAUCCCCAGUUCUGCAGUCAUCCCACUUCCCUAGCUGCUGCUUAGAAGCAGAUGAAGGCUCCGUAAGUCAUCAUUUUGCUGCCCCUAUUGACCCUGCACGCGUUCGGUUUCAGUACCUUAGACAGCUACCUGAUGGCUUCCUGGUAGGCGGGAACAGCCUCUUCCCUUCCCAUCCUUCCGCUACAGUCGCUCGGCUUAAUGACACCCUGGACAGUAUCCCUUCCUUCUCUACUGCCGCCAAAGUAAACACUGUGGGAACGGGAUCACUGAUACCACUAAGAAAGGAAGGUUACAGGGAUAGCAAUAUUAAGUGUCUGUCUCUGGUGGUAGAAUAUAGGUGAGUUGCUCUUCAUCCUGAAAGCUUGUGCCAAGCUGCAUGAACAGAAAUUAAUGCUAAACUCCUGUCAGACAAGUAAUACGUAGAUUUUUACUAAAAUAGACUGAAGCUUAUUAAAAAGUUCUCAGUGGAAUGGUAUAGAAAUAUAUACAGAUAGAGAAAAAAAAUAACUGUGAUCUUUUUCCUUACACCAUUACUGGAAAUGCCCAAAUAUGAACUGGAGUUCCCUCUGAACAAAACCAUUAUCAAAUCGUCAACGUAUGACCUCCAAAUCUAGGUGCCAAGUGCCCUGCCACAGUUGUUUACACACCUGAGAAAUAUGUUCUGGAAGCUGUACUCUUGGGCUUGGACCAUGUGUUGAGACAAACCAAACAGACGUUGUGACCAACCAAGCUGAUGGAGGAAAAGCACAAAAUUCAAUACCAACCUAUAGUUCAGAUCCCAAAGAGAUGCUGAAUUUAUAGCCAAAAAAAAUUUUUUUUGACAAAUCAAAUAUCAAUCUGAUCGGAACAGCCAACAUGAAAGUUCACAGAAGGAGGACAGGGAAUAAACAACAUUCUCUAGCUGUAUCAUAUCGUCUCAGUGUUUGAACCUCAACCAGGACUGAUCUACCUUCAUCAGACACACCUUUUAAUGGCGCAACAACUCAAUGUUGGUCCCAGACUCUCCAUUCUGCACUGACCGGAAGAGAACAACAGAAGAGGGCAGCAGGAUGUCAAUGGAGGAAAGAUAUCCAUGGCAAACUCAGAAACUGAUGUGUUUAUAUUCAGAAUCAGAUGAGCUUCAAUAUGAAUUUGCAUCUUGCCUCUGUACUGCUUGCUAUUUUUUAAUGAUAGGAGAAAGUAUAACAGUUUAUUUUAAAUAUGAAAUAUGUUGCUAUAUUAUAAAAUAUAUUGUAACUUUCAAUUACCAUUUUGUAUCAAACUAGUCUUUAGCAGGUACAGUGUCAACCUGCUCUCCCAACGACUGUUUCUGAGUACACAUCACUGUUAGUGACUGCCUGACACCCAGACCAAGGGUCCUCAGCCUACUGAACUGCCAUAUUCUAAUUCUCUGAGACCUGAUUAAUAGAGAUAAAAGAACGCUAUACCCCACUUAGAAGACUAAUUCUACCCUAAAUUCUUUCAAGCCAUUUCGGAAAAGAUUUUAAAAGCCAUCACUCCUUUAGUAGCUGUGCAAAGCCAGUUUAAUUAAAGGGCAGGCUCUUUUUAUCUAAAUGCAAAGGCCCUGUUACAUAAAUGAUUUGUCUCAAACUCAGCCAAUCAGUUUUUCCUUUGGCAGUGGCAGAAUGGGGCAUAAGGAAGGGUCUUGUUCUCCUGUGACACAAAAGAUUCAGACUCCUAGGCAUUGUAAGUUUCUCUGUGUCAGAGUAUAACUGGGAUUGGAACUGCAUUUCCCUGGGGGCUCAGUGAGAGCCCAGUGGGCAGUUAUGCUUUUUUGAGUCAGCUCCUUGAGGGAGCCAGGUUUCCACACAUUUAAACCACAACAUGGAGCACAGCUCCUAAGGGGAUGAAGGGAGGAGGCAGGACAUGCAAAGAGCUGGGCUUCCCUGUCUGCUAGUUUGGCUGGGAGGAAAGAUAGAGUUUCCAUCAAGAUGUUUUCCUUUAUCAGCAAAACUGUGACAAAUUUUCUACUUCAGCAACUACAAUAUCGAUGUCCUUCCUUCUCUGAUAGAGCAGUUGAGACACAUGUGUAAAAUUUCUCACUUCCUUCCUUUGGCCAUGGGACUAUUUGUAGAUGAAAACGGGAUGCAUUUGGUCAUAGAAUGAAGGCUCCCUGGAAUCAGUGGCCUCCUCCUGAGGAGGACCCUUGCUUGUUAUCACAUUGGUAAAAUAUUGCACAGAUGCACACCAAGAAGCAUCAGAAUAGAUUCUUCAACUGAGUGUAUCUCUUCCCUUCACAAUCUCUGAAAAUUCACACAGAUGUACUGAUAGUGCAAAAUAGUAGGUUUUCUCCUGGGAAAAAGGCUGGAAUCCUCUCACACUUCCAUUUUAUUUGAGCUUAAAUAUAGAUAAGGCUGGGGGCUCAGUAAUGUUUUCAUGCCAUUCGAAAGAGAAAUAUCUAAAUGCCCAGCUUCAAUCGGCUCAUGUGGCUGAGAGCUAACUUGGAGACGCAUUUCAUUUUCAUUCAUUAAGCCUUUUAUUUUGUAUUGGAGUAUAGCCGAUUAACCGUGUUGUGAUAGUUACAGGUGGAUAGCAAAGGGACUCGGCCACACAUAUACAUGUAUCUCUUCUCCCCCAAACUCGCUCCCAUCCAGUUUCCCACAUGACAUUGAGCGGAGUUCCCUGUGCUAUACAAUUUGUCCUUGUUAGUUAUCCAUGUUAAAUAUAGCCGUGUGUACCUGAACACACAUUGUAUUUUUAUUGAGCUGAAUUCUCUCAGUCUCUAUACUGGUCCUCAGUUACAUGUUUGGCUGAGCUCCAUUAAAGCCAUCAGAACUCCAGGGCACCCGUUUUUAGCAAGUUACUCACUCGGUAAUAGAAAUUAGUUUAUUCUCAAUUUUAUAAUUGACUGAUGAAUGUACUGGUGGUAAUUUAUUUGUCUCAUAAUACUUUUCUGCUACUAAAUAGAACUGUCUCUUUUGGCUUUUCCUUCUAGCUGUUCUCAGACGAAGACUUCUACGUUUAUAGAGAGUGUUCUGAUUUUUCUACUCAAAGUUAUUAUUCCAUCUAGAAUUAAGAAAACCAAUACAAAUUCCUGAUUUGGGGAAAAUGGGACCUUUGGACAGCAAUUCAGGCAUGUAGCUAUAUGCUGACAGUUGUAAGUCAAAGUGUGGUCCACAGAUCGGCAGCAUUAGCAUCACUUAGGAACUCGUUAGAAAUGCAGAAUCUCGGGCCCCAUCCCAGACCUACUUAAUCAUAUUAGGCAUUUUAACAAGGUCCCCACAUGUGGUAUACAUAUUAAUUGUAAGCACUGUCCUGACCACACAGCAAUGGUAAAUAACAUUACUAUUCAGAAAAUCAAACUCUUUCUUCCUUGACCCUCAUGUAUAGAAUUAUUUGAUGAAGUAAAGGUCCCAUAUGAUCAUAAAAACAAAUGCACCUUAAAAUUCCUCUUGAGGUCAGAUAGCUCGAGUGGUAUAUACAAAGAAGCAGUCUUUUCCCAGUCUUAUUUAAAAGGACUCGCUUCCCCCGUGAGCCAUCUCAAAGCACCUUUUUAAGAUUUUUGUUUUAGUGAAUGCUGGCAGGGCCAUCAGAAUAUCAGGUGGUUCCUCGGGCCAGGUCCCCUGGAAGGCCACCUGGCUCCCUGCUCAGCAUAAUGCAGAAAUAGCUGCAUCUGUGUUCCUCCCUUGACAAACUCAGCAUCCUACCAGUGGGAACUCUCCUCCCUAGAGGAAACUAGCAAGAGAAGUUAGUUUAACCAUCUAGAAACAUUCCUAAUCUCUCUUUAAACCAAGUCUCUUAUUCAUUACACCAACCUGACACUCUGAGGUAAGCAAGGAAAGAUGUGAAUUGUGAUAUUGGCGCCAUAAAUUGAUAUGUACCCAGAAACAGUUAUGUUCUGAAUUAAUGGCUUUAACCUGUUCAUUGUAAAAAGUGCCUUGGACUUCAAUCUAAAGAGGUCAGUAUAAAUAUAUGUGUGUGUGUGUGACAUAUGUAGGCAAAUACGAUUUAUACAUACAUAGGUGCACACACAUAUACCCUGCACAUUCAUAUAUAACAUAUACAUACAUAUAUAAAUGCUUCGUAAUAUAUCAUAUUGCUAUUUGCAGCUCCAUUUCUUUUGUCUGGUCCUAUGUUUAUUUGUUCAGUGAGACCUUUACAUAGAGAGGUUCUAUCCAGGACAUUGAUGUAUUUUUUUGUUUGUUUUUUACUUUUUAUUAAAAAGGUAAAGGAUAUAAAAAGUCAAGUGCCUGAAGGUUUUGAAUGGAACUGUGGUCAACUUUCUCAGGUCGCCAAAAAGGAAAUUGAAUUUGCUUUCGGGAACCAUUUUUCUGUUUCAGUGGCUUGUUGUUCUCCCUCUGCAGGACUGCCUAAGUAAAAGUGGUUGCAGUGA
Messenger RNA from Capra hircus (goat), 11016 nucleotides. It is a transcript of the gene KCNN3, whose product is annotated as potassium calcium-activated channel subfamily N member 3. Bases 369 to 2528 code for a protein of 719 amino acids. Gene Ontology annotation, cellular component: neuron projection; neuronal cell body; plasma membrane. NCBI's taxonomy places the organism in Eukaryota, Metazoa, Chordata, Mammalia, Artiodactyla, Bovidae. The transcript is spliced from 8 exons. Gene Ontology annotation, molecular function: calmodulin binding; small conductance calcium-activated potassium channel activity. The record is from RefSeq and is a predicted model, not a curated record. Gene Ontology annotation, biological process: potassium ion transmembrane transport.